Molecule: messenger RNA, 381 nt
Organism: Saxophila tyrrhenica
Lineage: Eukaryota; Fungi; Ascomycota; Dothideomycetes; Mycosphaerellales; Extremaceae
Exons: 2
Coding region: 1-381 (126 amino acids)
Source: RefSeq, a predicted model, not a curated record
AUGCCUUCCUCAUCAUCUCGCGCAACGCAGCUCGAACAACACCUCUACCACACCUACCUCCCCGCCCUCUCCCGCCUCACCCACCCUCCAACCGCCGACCACGCCACCUACACCACCACCGUCUUCUCGACAAUCCUCGACAUCUCCCCCACCACUCUCGUCAACACGCUCAAGAACAACCCCACGUGGUCGAAAUUGCGGGACGAGGACCGCGGGAGGACGCGCGGGGAGCGGUUGUUCGGGGCGGGGAAUGCUUCUGAUAGUGCGGCGGGGAUGUUGAUGAGGGUUGGGAGGGGGGAGGAGGGGGAAAGGUUUAGGGGGUGGGCGGAGGAGUUGUGGGGGAAGGGGCAGAUGUGGACGGGGGAGGGGGUGGAAUUGUAG